AUGGAUAUUCUUCAUGUUAAUCCAUACUCAACAUUCUUUCGAACUCUUGGAGAUCUGCCCAAUUUGGAAAAUCACAAAAUUCAUAUCAGAUCAGAUGUGGGUUUGGAUCAGCGUGUUUUUAACACUCCGUCAGCUUCUCAAGUAGCAGUUAUUUGGAUUGAAGAUGAUGAUUCAGAACAUUUGAGAGGACGAAAUAUUGUGCAGUUUGUUGUUGAUAUGUACGUAAAAAUUGAGACGUCAAGAUUGGAUUAUUUUCGUAAUAAGCAACAAGAGAUUCGAUCUGAAGUAUAUCAAGGAAUAGUUGACAGUCUAUCAAUUGGACAAAGCAAUGCUUCUAAAGUUGGUAAACGCAUCAUUCUGCCUUCUUCUUUUAUUGGAGGUCCAAGAGAUAUGCGUAAGAGAUAUAUGGAAGCAAUGACUUUAGUCCAACGCUUUGGAAAACCGGACAUCUUUUUAACCAUGACAUGCAACCCAAGUUGGAAAGAAAUCUUAGAUGAAUUGGGUCCACAAGAAGAAGCACAAAAUCGUCCUGAUUUGAUUGCACGUAUCUUUAGAGCAAAAUUAGAAGAACUGAAGGAUGAAUUAUUCAAACGGGAGAUAUUUGGAAAAGUUUCAGCAUACGUAUACGUCAUUGAACAUCAAAAAAGAGGACUACCACAUGCACAUUUCUUGAUCAUACUACAAAGAGAUUGGAAAAUCUAUACUCCAGAAUCUUUUGAUGAAAUUGUAUCAGCAGAAAUACCUGACAGAGAAAGAAAUCUACAUUUGCACAAGACAGUAAAAAGACAUAUGAUGCACGGCCCCUGUGGAGUACUGAAUCCGAACAAUGUGUGUAUGAAAGCAAAUGGCAGUUGUAAAAACCACUUUCCAAAAGGUUUUGUACCUAACACAACCGUUGGAAUCGAUUGUUUUCCACAGUACAAACGUUGUGAUAAUGAAAUGACUGUCAAAGUCAGAGGUAAAGAUUUAGAUAACCGUUGGGUUGUUCCACAUAAUCCAUAUCUCCUCGCAAAAUUUGAUUGUCACUUGAAUGUAGAAAUUUGCUCAACAAUCAAAGCAGUCAAAUACCUUUAUAAGUACAUUUAUAAAGGUCAUGAUCGUGUUGCUUUCAACUUGAUUCCUGGACAAAACAUCCAAGAUAUAGAUGAAAUCCAACAAUUUCAAUCAGCCAGAUGGAUUGCUCCACCAGAAGCUAUGUGGAGAAUAUACGGUUUUAUUCUUAAUGAAAUGCAUCCAUCAGUUUACAGUUUACAUCUACAUCUUGAAGAUCAACAUCUGGUAGCUUUUCAUGCACAUGACAACCUUAACAAUAUUCUGAGAUCUGAUUUUACGGCAAAAUCAAUGUUGACUGAAUUCUUUUCAACAAAUCAAACUAAUGAAAAUGCACGAAAACUACUGUACAAAGAAUUUCCUGAAGCUUUUGUUUGGAACCAACAACACAAAAUAUGGACUCCAAGAAAGAAGAAAACUGUUAUAGGCCGCAUUGUUACAGCAAGUCCAUUCGAAGGUGAAAGGUAUUACUUACGGAUAUUGUUAAAUCAUAUAAGAGGCCCUUUAUCAUUUGACCACAUCAAAACAGUUGGCAACGUCACUGCACCAACCUUUCGUGAAGCAGCUACAUUACAUGGUUUGUUACAAAGAGAUACCAGUUUGCAAGAUUGUAUGCAAGAGGCUUCCUUAUACCAAAUACCACACAGUUUAAGACGGCUAUUUGCAACAAUUUUAGUAUACUGUAAUCCAACAAAUCCUAGAGAACUUUGGGAAUAUUUUGAACAAGAUAUGUCAAGUGAUUUCCAAACAAGUGUUGCAACAUCAGCAGAUAUUAGGACAAAAGUCUUACGAAGCAUCUCUUCUACACUUGAAUCGAUGGGAAAAGACAUAAACAUGUUUCAUUUAAUAGAACAUGAUGUCUCUUUUGAUCAGAACGAAACUGAAGCUAGAGAAAUAAAUGAUGAAUUUGCAGUUUCAAUACCAGAAGAAGAUCUUAUGGCUUCGAUGAGUCUUAAUUCUGAACAACAACACGCAUAUGAAUCAAUUUUGCAGAAAGUCCUUCUAAAUGAAUCUGCUGCAUUUUUUAUUGAUGGUCCGGGCGGAACAGGGAAAACAUUCUUAUAUAAAGCACUUCUCGCUACAGUAAGAUCAAGAAACUUAAUUGCUCUUGCAACUGCAUCGUCUGGUGUUGCUGCAUCUAUUUUACCUGGAGGUCGAACAGCCCAUUCACGCUUCAAAAUUCCAUUAGAUCUUGACAAAAAUAGUACUUGUUGUGUAAGCAAACAAAGUGCUCUUGCCAAAUUGUUACGUCUUGCAAAGCUAAUCAUAUGGGAUGAAGCACCUAUGUCUAGAAAAGAAUGUAUGCAAGCAUUGGAUAAAAUGUUACGAGACAUAACUGAUUCAAGAUUACCAUUUGGUGGAAAAAUUAUCGUAUUCGGUGGAGAUUUUCGUCAAGUCUUACCUGUGAUUCGGAAAGGCACAAGACAAGAAGAAGUUAAUGCCAGUUUAGCAUCGUCAUAUUUGUGGUCUACUUUAACUAAGAUUAGGUUGAGUGAGAAUAUGCGAGCAAGAUUCGAUCCAAACUUCUCAAAUUAUUUACUUCAGGUCGGAAAUGGAACAACACCAAUCACAAUUGAGAAUAAGAUCAAAAUUCCCAAUGAAAUGCUCAUUCCUUACAGAAAUGAUGUGGAGUCUUUAGAUGAUCUGAUCGAUGCAGUCUUCCAAGAUAUUGGCAGCUAUUCAGAAAAUUUAUCCGAAAUGACAAAUCGAGCUAUCUUGACACCAAAGAACAACUCUGUCGAUGAGAUAAAUACAAUACUUAUUCAAAGAUUUCCUGGUACAGUUACACAAUACUAUAGCUUCGAUGAAACGAUUGAUACAUCAGAACAAGGAAUCAUGGAGGAUUUUUUAAAUACAUUGACACCAAAUGGACUUCCACCUCAUGAGCUGUUAUUAAAAAAAAUUGUCCCAUCAUGUUACUCAGAAAUGUCAAUCCUUCAGAAGGUUUAUGCAAUGGAACACGUCUUAUUUGUCGCAACUUUGAACGAAAUAUCAUUGAUGCUGAAAUUGCAGUUGGUCACCACACCGGAAAAAGAGUUUUCAUACCAAGAAUUCCUUUCUUGCCAAAUGCAGAUGACAAUAGUGGGCAACCGACUACAAGCAACAAUUUUCGGCAAAGAUAUAGACCUACGUAAUGACAUGUUGCACAUCUUCCGGUCUUACUACAUCAGUAAUGCUUAUGUUAAGCCUUUAGAUCCCAGGCAUAGAAUUGAAGCGCAUGAAUACCAGUGGAUCUUAAAUUCAAGAACAAUCAUCGAAAACAUUCAAGAUAAUGAAGUGGAAUUACAACCACCAGAAUAUGAUAUUAUCCCAUUCACCAAUCUGCAUGAGUACAAAGACACUGGAACUGAAAUAGGUCUCUCUCUUUCGUCUCAACCAACAAGUGUAUUUACCUUAAAUCCUGUCAUCCCUGCUGCAACUCCAUUAUGUCAAUGCUGUCGAGCUUACAUCGAAGUUGACGAUGGUAAUGGACGACUAGGAGCUGUCAUGUUCGGUAAAAUCGCAGAAGAAGCUCUAGGUUGCACAGCAAUCGAACUAAUGGAACAUACAGGAGAGCUAAGUUUGAGAGAGAAUAUAAGGAAUAAUGACAGAAUUGAAGCAGCUGUGCUUCAAUCAAGCUGCAUAGCACAAGAUCUACGCAAUCUUCCCAAGUUAUCUCAACAAUCUACUCAGGUCAACUAA
Messenger RNA from Juglans regia (Persian walnut), 3732 nucleotides. RefSeq lists its product as uncharacterized. The record is from RefSeq and is a predicted model, not a curated record. Gene Ontology annotation, molecular function: DNA helicase activity. Gene Ontology annotation, biological process: telomere maintenance; DNA repair. Bases 1 to 3732 code for a protein of 1243 amino acids. Lineage: Eukaryota; Viridiplantae; Streptophyta; Magnoliopsida; Fagales; Juglandaceae. The transcript has 6 exons.